Tripterygium wilfordii is the source of this 2159-nucleotide messenger RNA. RefSeq names its product protein PLASTID MOVEMENT IMPAIRED 2. The record is from RefSeq and is a predicted model, not a curated record. The coding region runs from base 191 to 2029 and encodes 612 amino acids. The transcript is spliced from 2 exons. Lineage: Eukaryota; Viridiplantae; Streptophyta; Magnoliopsida; Celastrales; Celastraceae.
CAUUUUCUUUCACUUUUCUAUACGUAAAUUGACAAGAAAGGAAGUGGUGAUUAGAAGACAUUGUUUUUGUGUUGUGUGUAUAAUUUUAGUAGAAAGAAACGUCUAAAAUUAUUCUGCUUUGAAGCCUCGAGUGUGUAUAAUUAUAUAUAUAUAUAUAUAUAUAUGACCCUUUUGGGUUUCAGGUUUCAGUAUGGAUGGGAAAGAGUUUGAUGACAGGAGGAGGAUUGGGAAAGUGAAGGCAACCACUAAUAUGUAUGGAGGGAGGAUUCUUGAAGGUAGUCCUUCAAUGAAGAAAUCCCAAUUGGGUUUCUCUGAGUCACCGUCAGAAUCAAGAGAGCUCCACAGGGCGCGGAGAGAUAUGUCGCGGUUCAAGGAGAGGAGAAAUGCUGCAGAGUCGGAGAAAGUAGAGGCAGAAUUGGAGCUGUCUAAUGCAAAGAAGACAGUGAAGACACUCUCUUCAUUGAUUGAGGAGACAAACACAAGUGUUGAAGCGCGUAGAAGAGGUGUCGAGAUGCAGAAGAAGAGUGCGGAGAUUGAUCAGUAUGCAGGAGUGAUGAGGGAAUUGGAGUUUGUGAAACAAGAACUUAGUAAACUUAAGCUGGAUAUGGCAAUUGUUUUGGGAGAUAAAAAGUGUGCAGAGAAGGAAAUUGAGUCCUCGAGAUCAAAAAUUUCAUUGGUUUCAACCUCCGUGGAGGCCCUAAGGAAGGAGAUUGAGGAGGUGAAUGAGGAGCAUGUUAUUGUGGAGUUGGCUCGGAUUGAGGCUGCAAAAGAAUAUGGAGAGAUUGAUGCUCUAAGAGAAAAGGAAGCCCGUGAAUUCUUGUUCGCAAUGGAGGAAACCAGGAAGAAAAUGUAUGAUGCCAUUGAAGAGAUUGAAGCCUCGAAGGAUCUUGAAAACAGACUGGCUGUUACAAUGAGCGACAUUGAUUUGUUGCAGAAUGAACUAAGACAAAUCAAAGAGAUGGACAUGAAAGAGAUCCGAAGAACAGUUAGCUUUAGGGAAUCUGAAGGUUCAUCUUUGUUAAUGUCAAUAACUGAAGAGCUAGAGGCAGCAAAGAAAGAGUUGGAUUCCAUUAGAGAAGAAGGAUUUCAAUUCAUGGGAUCUAUGGAUAUCAUAAGAAAUGAACUGCAACAUGUCACAGAAGAAGUAGCACUGUCGAAGAAGAAAGAAGAGAAGAUGGAAUCAACUAUUCAGAAGCUCAACUCAAAGCUGCUUAGAAUGAAAUCCAAACUGGAAGCUGUGUCUGCUGCUGAGGGAAAGGCUAAAUCCAUUGUAUCUAAUCUGUCCGACACUCUCGAACAGUUAAAGACAGAAGCAGCAGCAGCAAAGAAAGAAAAGGAACUAAUUGCUGAAGAAACUGCAGCAAUCAAGGCAGAAAUACUGCUAACUGAGUCAGAAAUAGAGUUAACUGAGGCAAGAUUGGAUGGUGCAACGCAAGAACUUGAAGCAGUUAAAACAUCAGAGGCCUUAGCUCUUGAGGAUCUAAAGAAUCUCAUUGAAAGAACCAAAAGAGUUAGAGCCUCUGCAACCCAACAUAGUUCCUCAAUCACAAUCUCAAAGUUUGAAUACAAGUACUUAAUUGGUCGUGCAGUUGAGGCUGAAGAAAUUGCGGAUAAAAAGGUUGCAGCAGCUCACGCAUGGAUUGAAGCUCUGAAGGCUAGUGAGAAGGAGAAGCUUAUGAAGAUUGAAAUGGAUCAAAGAGAAAUCAAAGAGACGACAGUAGAGGAACAGCAUGAGGUAUAUAGAACUGAAAAGUCACUUUUGGCACACACAAUAGUAAAGGGAGAAUUAAACAACUGGAGAAAGAAAACUGAAAAAAAUGUUGAAGUUGAGAAUAUGCCAUUUACAUCGCCUAGAAAAUCCAUGAAAGGGAAUGGAAAUCUAACUCCAUCCCUACGAGCCAAGUUCCGAAAGUCUGCCUCACCGGCAAUUCGAAUGUCUCGAUCAACCUCUUUCACCAUUAGGGAGAGGAAAAGGCCAAUGCCAAACUUUGGCAGGUUCUUUGCAGGAAAAACACUCAAGGAUCAGUAAUGACAUUGGUCUCCAUGAGCUUCCAAGUUUCUCUGUUUUGAUUGCGUUAGACAUUGACAAAUGAAACAUAAAUUGCAGAUAGAGCGUUUGUGGGUGUCCUAUACAUGUAAAGAUUGUGUUGUUUUUUCUU